Messenger RNA from Aspergillus niger, 2109 nucleotides. RefSeq lists its product as uncharacterized. Gene Ontology annotation, molecular function: DNA-binding transcription factor activity. The record is from RefSeq and is a predicted model, not a curated record. The coding region runs from base 1 to 2109 and encodes 702 amino acids. The transcript has 5 exons. Gene Ontology annotation, biological process: sexual reproduction; regulation of DNA-templated transcription. Gene Ontology annotation, cellular component: Tec1p-Ste12p-Dig1p complex; Ste12p-Dig1p-Dig2p complex; nucleus. Lineage: Eukaryota; Fungi; Ascomycota; Eurotiomycetes; Eurotiales; Aspergillaceae.
AUGUAUUCCCAACACGGUGCCCCUAUGGCACCUCCCCAAAAGCCGGAGACGUUUAUGCUUUCCACUGAGGCCCAGCAAAGCCUUCCACAUGACGCGCAAGUCGCGCUGCAGCAGGUUGACAAUCUCAAAUACUUUCUCCUCUCGGCGCCGGUAGACUGGCAUGCAGAUCAACUUAUCCGACGCUUCUUGCUUCCUACUGGCGACUAUAUCUCUUGCGUCUUAUGGAGCAACCUCUUCCACAUCUCCGGAACCGACAUCGUGAGAUGCCUCGCAUUCAGAUUCCAGGCCUUCGGGCGCCCUGUGAAGAAUUCGAAGAAGUUCGAGGAGGGUAUCUUCUCGGACUUGCGAAACCUCAAGGCCGGAACUGAUGCUACUCUAGAAGAACCCAAGAGCCCGUUCCUCGACUUCCUCUACAAGAACAAUUGCAUUCGAACCCAGAAAAAGCAGAAAGUCUUCUACUGGUACAGCGUGCCACACGAUCGGCUGUUUCUUGAUGCGUUGGAACGUGAUCUGAAGCGGGAGAAAAUGGGGCAGGAGGCGACCACGGUUGCGGUCAGCGAGCCUGCUCUGUCUUUCGAGUUCGAUUCAUCCCAGUCGCUGUAUGAACAACUCACAAAGGCACAACAAGCAAAUUCCUCAUCGUUUGCUGCACACGCAAGUACGACAUAUGGCCAACCCGCAUCCCCAGUGGUUCGGACCGUUGACGCUAUGCCUCCUCCCCAGAUGGCUCCCCAGAUGGCUCCCCAGAUGGCUCCCCCGGCGCUACCCCUUCUCCCGGACGAGUCGGGCAACCCGGCGAUGUACAACCCAGUUCCUAUGCCCACCACCCUGGCCCAGAGCGUUAUUAAGCGCGAAGCAGAGUACGGGCACAUCCAAUACGACCGCAAUGGCAUGCCCAUUGCUCGUCUGCACCAGCGCCAUGCCUCCAUGCCCACCUUCGUCGAAUACUCGCCAGCGCCAUCGUUCGUUUCGUCUCAAUACGAGGACUACAGCAACCGGGGUCUAUCGUUCGAGCCUGUUACACCUCCUCAGCACAGCUCCCACCUUGGAGCUGAACCGGCAUACAUCGCUAACGAAGACACCGGUCUCUACACCGCCAUCCCCGAUAUCUCUUCCGCAACUCACUUCAAUCCAAUGAUGCAGCUACCCCCGUCGAAUCUUGCCCAUGCUCACUACCCGGCGCCUGCGAGAACUUUCCCUUCAAAUGUCUACUCGGUCAUCGAAGGCUCUCCUACGUACAAGCAACGUAGGCGCCGGUCUUCGAUACCCCCGAGUAUCACCAGCGUUGGCGCUGGCCCGCACCCCCAGGUGACGAGUGCACCGAACCAAGCUGUUGCGUACGCGGCCCAUAAACCCAGCGACCUUCGUCGUUCAGUCUCUAGCUCGGUGGCUCCGGUAGCGGAGGUGGAUGAGUCUCAUCAUGAUCAGUCUUUCAGGGCUGCCAAUGGCUAUCGCGCUGCAGUCCUUCCCCAGAAGAAUUUGCUGCAUGAGAUGUCCCGCAACAGCACCCCGCUGCCGAGCCUCGAGGAAAACCCCGAGCAGGGUACCUUGGCUCUUGCAAAUCAACCAGAUGAGUUAGCGCCUCUCCCUAGUGGUGAGGCGCUAGAUGCAUCUGUCCAGAACAGUGCGACGAAUAAGUCUGACCGAUACGGUCCCAUUCGUCGUGCUCGGAGCGCUACCAUGAUGGAGCUCGGCCCCUACCCGCAGAAGUCACACUCCUGCCCCAUUCCAUCAUGCGGGCGCCUCUUCAAGAGAUUAGAACAUCUGAAACGGCACGUGAGAACACACACCCAGGAGAGGCCUUACCCUUGUCCUUACUGCAACAAAGCAUUCUCCCGAUCGGAUAACCUGGCACAACACCGUCGAAUCCACGAGGCUCAACAGGAUGGGCAGCAGCCCCUUUCUGGCCACGAGGAAGACCUGGAAAAUGAAGAGAACGGAUUUGGUUCGGCCGAGGAGGGCUCGUCCCCGUCUGAAUCUGUCUCAGGUGCCAUGGUCAAUGUUCCUGGCAUGACCACGAUGCCCUCCGCUAUGACCUUGCCUUCGGCUAUGCCCACAAUGGUCGCUCCUCAUAUGAUUGCGCCUCAACUCUUGCAGCAGCAGCUAUGA